This is a messenger RNA of Quercus lobata, 1508 nucleotides long. RefSeq names its product protein LIGHT-DEPENDENT SHORT HYPOCOTYLS 1-like. The record is from RefSeq and is a predicted model, not a curated record. The transcript has 2 exons. The coding region runs from base 577 to 1179 and encodes 200 amino acids. Gene Ontology annotation, biological process: response to light stimulus; mRNA transcription. Gene Ontology annotation, cellular component: nucleus. Lineage: Eukaryota; Viridiplantae; Streptophyta; Magnoliopsida; Fagales; Fagaceae.
UUACACAGUCUGAACCUCUUGACCCUCUAGACCACUUGAUUCUCUUUCUAUCUCUCUCACUCUCUCUCUCUGAGACCAGUAUUAAACUCUCAGUUGCUUUCCCUUUUCCUGGAAAGAAAAUCUAAUGAGCUGCAGCCAUUCUUAAAACGCUUUUCUCUUCAAUAACUGCAGUCCUUAAAGAUUUCUUGCUGACUCUUUGCUUAAACAAAAAAAGCCCAAAGACAAACAUUUAAAGAGAAAGAAUCUCUUAUUCUCUUCCCAUUUUACCAUUAUUUUCCACAUAAACACCCCCUUUUUCUCUCUAUCCCUUUCUCUCUGUUGCCAUGCAAAAUCUUAGCGUUUUUCCUCUUUUGGAUACUGUAAUCUUCCAUUUCCCAUCUAAUCAUUCACAGCUGUAAGAAUCAUACUCUUUUUCUCUCUCCGAAACCUGUUUUCAGUCUAAACUUGCGAAGGAAACCCUAAAAUAGUAGUAGUAGAAGAACAAGAAGACCAACCACAAAAUCUCAACUUUUCAAGAUCCAAGCAAAAUUCCUACGAAAGCAACAAAACCCAGAAGCAAAAACCUUUUCUUUCACCAUGGAUUUAGUUUCACAAGCAAACAAUCCCAGCUACGAAAACCACCUCAUACCCAACAUAGCUACUAGCCCAACUACUCCCACCACUCCCACAACUCCAUCCACUGCCACAUCCUCAUCACCGUCGUCUACUUCCAGUACUACUCCAAGCCGCUAUGAGAACCAAAAGCGCCGAGACUGGAACACCUUUUGCCAGUACUUGAGGAACCACAGGCCUCCACUCUCACUCCCCAUGUGCAGUGGUGCACAUGUCCUUGAAUUCCUUCGCUACUUAGACCAAUUUGGCAAGACCAAAGUCCACAACCAGACUUGCCCUUUCUUUGGUCUCCCUAACCCUCCUGCUCCUUGUCCUUGCCCUCUAAGACAAGCUUGGGGAAGCCUUGAUGCUCUUAUUGGCCGCCUCCGUGCCGCGUAUGAAGAACAUGGUGGAAGACCAGAAGCAAACCCCUUUGGUGCAAGAGCUGUGAGGCUGUAUUUGCGUGAGGUUCGUGAUUUUCAGGCUAAAGCCAGAGGGGUCAGCUAUGAGAAGAAGAGGAAAAGGCCUAAGCCAAAGAUGAAUACUUCAAAUACUCCUCCUCCUGUUCCUCCUAAUGCAAGUUCAUAGAGAAAGAAAGAAAAAGAAAAAUGAGUUAUUGGGUAGUACCUGGAUGUGAAUCAUAUGAUGGCAUUGUGACCAACUUCUCUUCAGCCUUUGGUGAUGAUCAUGAUCCUGCUUUGACUUAUACCAAGCGCUAUGGUAUAAGCUUUUUCUUGUAAUCACACUAUUAGAAUUACUGUGCAUAUAUAUGAUAGAACUCAACCCUAAAACUGCAUAGCAUUACGAAGGACCUGAUCACCAGAGCUUAUUUCUCCAGUGUGCUUUGUGAGGAGAGUAUGUCUUGUUCUAUCAUUUUCCAACAUCUAUAUCAAGCUUAUCUAUUUAAUUUUUAAUUA